UUACACGGGUAUGUUUGGGAGAAUACAUUAAAAUACAGGGACUGAGGUUAUAAAUUUAUUUAUUUUAUCUGAGUAGAUCGAUCUCUGAAGGGGGGGAGACAGAACACAGAAGAGCGAUAAAGUGAGAAACCCUAAGUCCGAUCCUUUGUAAAGCAGUGCUUGCUUGCUGCUUUUUAGAGAGAUUCGAGAAUGUAUGGAAGAUCUGGUCUCGACAGGUUUAAAAAGUCCCAAACUUUAGAACCCUUCUCUGUAUCAUCAUCACCAAACCCUCCUCCAGUAAAGAAGCCAGUGGUUCAACAACAUUUGUCUCCGAAGGAGGCGGCGCCAUUGCCGGAGAAGACUCAGAUUGGAGCAGGUCAAUCAACUUGGCAUCCACCUGAAUGGGCGAUUGAGCCUCGUCCCGGUGUCUACUCUCUAGAAGUUGUAAAAGACGGCCAGAUCCUUGAUCGGGUUCAUCUAGAUAGACGAAGACACAUCUUCGGUAGACAACACCAGACUUGUGACUUUGUUCUUGAUCACCAGUCUGUCUCUCGCCAGCAUGCAGCCGUUGUUCAUCACAAGAAUGGUAGCAUCUUUGUGAUUGACUUGGGAUCAGCUCACGGUACGUUUGUUGCUAAUGAGAGGUUGACUAAAAGUAAUCCUGUAGAGCUUGAAGUAGGACAAUCCUUACGGUUUGCUGCUUCUACAAGAAUCUAUCUUUUGAGAAAGAACAAGGAAGCUCUCUUUACUCGUCCUCCACCUCCUGAUCAGAUUAAGCUUCCUCCACCACCUGAUCCUUAUGAUGAGGAAGCUGUUGUUGCUUACAAUACUUUGCUGAAUCGGUACUGUUUAAGCGAUGGAGAGUUGGGUUGUACGUUAGGGAAAAGGAAAGAGAAGGCUGCUUCAGAAGAAGCGAGUGUGGCCAAGAGGAUGAAGAAAAUGAGAGUGAGCUUCAAGGAUCAGUUAGGUGGAGAGCUGGCUGAGGUUGUUGGGAUGUCAGAUGGAGCUGACGUGGAAACAGAGCCUGGUCCUAUAAAUGUCAAAGAAGGAAGUCUCGUUGGGAAGUAUGAAUCACUGGUGCAUGUCACACUGAUACCUAAAGGCCAAGGGAAGGGAGAUAAAUCUUUUACUACAGGAACCAGAGGUGUGACUGAUCGACUUCAGGAAGCGAUGACGUUGUUAAAAGGGGGUCCAAAAAGAGGGAUUUAUGAUGAUCUUUACGGUGGUGACUCACUCGCUAAGGCUGUUGGCACGUCAUGGGCUUCUGGUAGUGAACCAGUAGCUAAAGAUAAAGAAGAAACUGAAUGCAGAGGGGCUCGUGAAGAAGUUGAUACCGACGACCUGUUUGGUGACUGACUGACUGAUUUUGAACACGAGAGAUUUACGCAGCUUCUUCUUCUCUAAUGUCUACAUCCCAUUCCAGGGCAUUGAGUGAUAUGGAUUGGAGCUGAGUUUAGAUGAGUUGGUUGAGUUUGAUGCUUUGAAACAUGACUACAAGGUUGAUCAGCACUUGAAAAACCUGCGGAAGAAGAUAAGUCCAACCUCAGAAGAGCUGAAAUCCAGGUCUGUAUCUGUGAGGAAUGGAAGACUUACUUGAAUAAGCUUGUAUCAGAAGGACAAUAUUUUAGAGGUUGCUAUGAGAGACUACACCAUGAGUAUGUCGGGAAAUUUCAGGAUUUGAUGGGAAGGAACAUGGCUAGGCCUGGAGAACGUUGGUCAGAUACGUUGAUGAGACGGGCAGAGGAAGCAACGUUGGUGGUUACUCAGAGUAGAGAGGAGCAGCAGAGAGUAAUUGGAUUGGUAAGGAGAAAAGGGAGAGGAGGAAUCAGAAGAAGAUGAAGAAGUGAAAAAAUCUACAGAAGCUAGCUCAAGCCUUGAAGAGUUUUGCAGUUAAAAAAGAAAAACAAAAGGAUGAGAGCUUUGAAUGUGUUUGAUAAUGAAGUUGUGGUAUGUUAACUUAAACGUCUCUUUGUUUAACUUUGGAGCAUUUUUUACUGUUCAUUGUGAAUUGGAUGUUUCUAAGUAGGGCCAUUGCAAAUGGAGUGCAUUGGAUUUGACUAUUACUGACUUACAAAUUCUCUCCUCAAGGCAGACCAAUUCCAUCAGAAGAGGACGUUUGUACUCAAAUACCUCUCCUCUCAUUCUAUAUCACUUUUGCCUUUUUUUGCAUUAUUAAAAUAGCACACUAAUGAUGUGGGUUGACUUGCUCCUCCCCCACAUAAACAGAGAUUCCAUAGGGGAAAUGGACAACAAGUAAAACACUUGUAAAAAAAUGGUAAUCUGGCUCUGAUGCUUUAAAGUUGUGGGGGUGAAGUGGGAAGGUAUUGUCUGGGGAUCCAUGCAUCUUUGCUUUAUGAAAAAUACUAUAAAGAAGAAAGAAGCUAUAUGUGCUGCUACCAAAUUAAAACUCUCUUUUAAGUUAAGCCUAUCCCAACUCCUAACUCCUUAGUGUGGUCCAUUGUAAUUUAUCAUAAGAGUAAACUCGCUUGUAAUCAAUUCUAGUAGGGAAAAGGUGAAUGAAUGACCCACUUUUGUUU
This is a messenger RNA of Camelina sativa (false flax), 2516 nucleotides long. Lineage: Eukaryota; Viridiplantae; Streptophyta; Magnoliopsida; Brassicales; Brassicaceae. The record is from RefSeq and is a predicted model, not a curated record.